Messenger RNA from Ceratosolen solmsi marchali, 1221 nucleotides. It is a transcript of the gene Herp, whose product is annotated as Homocysteine-induced endoplasmic reticulum protein. Lineage: Eukaryota; Metazoa; Arthropoda; Insecta; Hymenoptera; Agaonidae. The coding region runs from base 109 to 1152 and encodes 347 amino acids. The transcript has 4 exons. Gene Ontology annotation, biological process: endoplasmic reticulum unfolded protein response. The record is from RefSeq and is a predicted model, not a curated record. Gene Ontology annotation, molecular function: protein binding.
UGAACAAGCUAUAUAAAUUCAAAAAUCUAUGUAUUUCUUCUAACAUACUUUUCAAACAUACCGUAUAAGAAAAAAGAAAGAAAUUUUUUUAACUAAUAUAAUACAGCCAUGAAAAAUUGUAUUAUUAAAUUAAUUAUAAAAGUUUCAAAUCAAUUAAUUGAAGACCAAACAAUUAUUUGUAAUGAAAAUUGGAGCAUUGCUCAACUUAAAGAACACUUAUCAAUUGUUUAUCCAAAUAACCCGAAACCUAUAAAUCAAAAUCUUUUUUAUUGUGGUCAAUUGCUUAGUAACUCAAAGUGUCUAAAGAAUAUUUUUCAGGAUGAUGAAAAUAAUGAAAAAAUAUAUAUCCUUUAUUUAAUAUUGAACUUAAGUUUGAAUAAUUUAUCAAGAAAUUUGGAAAUAAAACAUAUUGAUGACAAUGAAAAAUCUAAGUCUAUGAUAAAGCUACAUUCAUGCUGGGAAAGAAUUAUACCAACAUAUGAAUUUUAUUGCCAUUACAGUUAUUUGAAUGAAAACCAAAUAGUUUGGAUUAAACAAGCUUAUGAAUAUUAUCUAUCUUAUUACAUGCAAUUGGUUACCACACAAGGUUCUGAUUUUUCACAAUUAUUUUGGAACUUUCAAAAAUUUGAUAUCACUUCGCAUAAUGUAAUUAGUAAUGAAAAUCAACGUCAGCAAAUGAUUUUAUAUCAAGCUGAUGUUGACUUAACUAAUUUUAAUAACGAGAAUAAUAAUGCUAAUGGUAGAGAUGAUAUUUUUCUAGGAAAUAAUAGAGAUUGGUUAGAUAAUUUUUAUGUGCUUUCAAGAAUAGUAAUUUUAUUUAGUAUAGUAUAUUUCUAUUCAUCUCCACUCAGAUUUAUUAUCGUCACAUUUUCGGGUUUCUUAAUAUACCUCUACCAUCAAGGAUUUUUUAAUACUCGUCCAUUCGUGAUCAUAGAUAAUAAUAAUGCUUAUGUAGAAAACAAUAAUCAAAUAGAACAGGAUGAAAAUCAUAUACCCGGAAUACGUCCACAUCAGUUAACGAACAGAAACGAGUUUUCAAUCGGUACCUAUUACAACGAGAAUAUUCAAAGACCUGGUGUACUAUCAUUCACCUGGAUAUUUUUUAGUUCGUUUUUCGCUUCUUUAGUUCCUGAUCACCCAAACAUUGGUUAAGGCAAUUACGUUUUUAGUUAAAUAUAUAAUGUAAUACAAUGUUAUUUUUUAUGUGAAAAUGGUAAUAAA